AUGAAAUUUUACACAAGAGCGAAUACAUGUUUGCUUAACAGCUUGAUGAGUGCAGUGAAAAAUUUGAAACAUGGACGUUUGUGGCAAAAUUUGGUUGCUUAUAAGUUUAUUAUCCAGUCUGAAGAAAGUAUUGGAAUUACACUGUCUUUGGGCAUUAUAUUCUUUGAAGAAGGAAGUUUACCUUUGCAGGAGUAUAUUCAUCUUAGAGAAGAGCUAGCCAUUACUAAAGAACGGAUGGAUUCCUUUCAGAGUUAUUCUGAAGAUGCUAAAACCUUGCUGGCAACAAAUAAUGAGACGCACAGACAAAUAUUUACUAGCGUCGUUAAUUUCACGAAGUUUUUCUCUGUUAAUAAUUUCCCUGCAGCAUCGCAUGAAGCCGGGACCAAUUUUCAUAGAAACAUCUCGGAAUAUUUGAAUAUAUUUCGCAGUAUCGAACACGACAUUAAAAACAAACUAAUUAUUGGAAUUGAAGAGGAAAUACUUGACUCUGAACUUCACCUCUUCAUAUCCAUUUCUAUUUUUGUCCUGGCUUUGAUCAUUACGCCAAUACUAGUGUACCUGAUGCGUUCACUUACGACUUCCGUUCAACUAUAUGCCUCGCAAGCGAUGGAAAAAUCCAAUCAAUUGGACAGAGAAAAGAGUCGUUCGGAUGCUCUGCUGUAUCGAAUGUUACCUAAAAGUGUAGCUCUGCAAUUAAAGAUGAGUAAAACAGUAACAGCGGAACAUUUUGACAGCGUAACGAUAUUUUUCAGUGAUAUUGUGGGGUUCACUAUGAUUUCGGGUGAAAGCACACCAUUACAAGUGGUCACUUUUCUCAAUCAAUUAUAUCAAACUUUCGACGAAUGUAUAGAUGAAUAUGACGUAUAUAAAGUAGAAACUAUCGGUGAUGCCUACAUGGUUGUUAGUGGUUUACCCAAUAGAAAUCAGGUCGACCACGCCAGUGAAAUAGCCUUAAUGUCCAUAGACUUACGAGUGGCCAUCGAAGGCUUUCAGAUUCCACAUUUACCAAAACGACAACUUCAAAUAAGAAUUGGAAUGCACAGUGGUUCAACCGUUGCCGGAGUUGUGGGAAUAAAGAUGCCCAGAUAUUGUCUGUUUGGUGAUACUGUGAACGUCGCCUCAAGAAUGGAAUCCAGUAGUGAAGGUCAGUGUCUGAAAACUGAAAAGGGCAUCAAACGCACUUGA
This is a messenger RNA of Lottia gigantea (owl limpet), 1185 nucleotides long. RefSeq lists its product as hypothetical. Gene Ontology annotation, biological process: intracellular signal transduction; receptor guanylyl cyclase signaling pathway; cGMP biosynthetic process. NCBI's taxonomy places the organism in Eukaryota, Metazoa, Mollusca, Gastropoda, Lottiidae. Bases 1 to 1185 code for a protein of 394 amino acids. The record is from RefSeq and is a predicted model, not a curated record. The transcript is spliced from 2 exons. Gene Ontology annotation, molecular function: peptide receptor activity; guanylate cyclase activity.